GUUACCAUAGUGCAUUCACCCCCACUCUGUCGAUGUCUCAGAAGGUUUUGUAUUUGCAGAGCAAGCAAGGCGCCUUUGCGGUCGGAGCAAAUAAGAUACCUCACCCCGGCCAUGGCGAGGUGCUCCUGAGAGUCACCGCCGCUGCGCUGAACCCAAUCGACUGGAAGGUCCAGGCCUACGGUGUUAUAGUCAACAGGUAUCCCGCGAUACUUGGUAUGGACGCGGCAGGUACCGUGGAGGAGGUGGGCGCCGGAGUGACGGGUCUUGCAAAGGGAGACAGGGUGAUCACCCACACCCAAUACGAGAACAAGCACGCGGCGUUCCAGCAGUACGUUUUAGCUGUUGCCGACUUUACAGCGAAGAUACCAGCUGAGGUGUCAGAUGACGAGGGCGCUUCUAUCCCCCUCGGCUUGGACACCGCGGUGAUCGGCCUGUUUGGAUCACAGUAUGCUGGCCUGGUUGCGCCGUGGGAUCAACCUGGAAAGUACGGAGGGCAGACCAUCGUUAUCUUGGGAGGUUCUUCGUCCGUGGGGGCAUAUGCAAUCCAGGCCGCGCGGUUGGCUGGGUUUUCAACAAUCAUCGCUACUGCCUCCCUUCGUCACGAAGAAUAUCUAGAGGACCUUGGCGCAACGCACGUCGUUGAUAGGCAGCUCUCCCCAAGCGACAUCAAGAUUGAAGUCGAGAGUAUCACGAGUAGCCCUGUGAAGACUGUUUACGACGCAAUUUCUACGAAAGAGACGCAGGAGACCGGAUGGCUUUUACUUGCGCAAGGGGGUAAGAUGGUCGUAACGCUCGGUGCGCUGGUACAGCCAGGAACGGGAGACACGCGUCAGGUCCUGCAAGUCUCUGGGGUGCCGUAUGCCCCGCAGAACAGGGAUUUCAGCCGGGUAUUUUGGAGACAUCUUGAAGUGUAUUUGGAGGACGGAGACAUCUUGCCCAAUAAUAUAGAAGUUCUUCCGGAUGGUCUGAGAGGUAUCGCCGAAGGCUUAGAGCGGCUGCAGAGAAACGAGGUCAGCGGGGCUAAGCUUGUAGCUAGACCCCAGGAGACUCUCUGAAGUGACAGUCCGUGUAGACUCGGAGAGCUUGUACUGAAGCGAGAACAGUCGGUUCUGUAAAUUUUCUCGGGAGUCAGCGGUGUCAAUAUUGCACCUUUGAUCACCGGAAUCUGCAAAGCAGAAUGGAAUAGAUAAGUGCCAGAAAAAUGAAAC
This is a messenger RNA of Coniophora puteana RWD-64-598 SS2, 1208 nucleotides long. Its product is annotated as GroES-like protein. NCBI's taxonomy places the organism in Eukaryota, Fungi, Basidiomycota, Agaricomycetes, Boletales, Coniophoraceae. The transcript is spliced from 5 exons. Gene Ontology annotation, molecular function: oxidoreductase activity, acting on NAD(P)H. The record is from RefSeq and is a predicted model, not a curated record. The coding region runs from base 33 to 1055 and encodes 340 amino acids.